Molecule: messenger RNA, 3220 nt
Organism: Marasmius oreades (fairy-ring Marasmius)
Lineage: Eukaryota; Fungi; Basidiomycota; Agaricomycetes; Agaricales; Marasmiaceae
Exons: 32
Coding region: 128-3004 (958 amino acids)
Biological process (GO): regulation of synaptonemal complex assembly; meiotic cell cycle
Source: RefSeq, a predicted model, not a curated record
GACGGUCCAGGAAGGGAAUUGUGUGACAUCUUGUGACAGACGUGAUGAACGCGUCAGAGGCGUUCAAGUCACAUCUCAGCUCACCAUCCAGCGUCGACAACCCUGAUAUUCACAGCCUUUCAUCUCCAUGUCAGGCUCGACGCGCAAGAAAAAGGGCGCUAAAGGCCCUCAAGAUACAUUUGAAUCAAUCAAAGAUCUCCUCACCACGACGAAGGCGCAACUGUCGGAUGACGCGAAUAUCAGCAUCAGACCCUCACUAAUUCAGAACUUACACCGCGUCGCAGCGCUUGCGGAAACAUUCUCCGAACAACGCCCGAAAUCGGGGAAGGAAUGGGAUGAGUUGGCCGAUACGCUGGACCAGGAGGGUGUCAGUCUUUGGAAUAUCUCGGGUCUUGUACGCAAAUUUCCGGAAGAUGAUGGCCGAGCUCUCGUCGCAGCACUUAGACUGGCGGCGUUUCGCCUAGUAGAAGCAGGGUUAGAGGUGGAUCCCGGAGUAGAAACUCUUCUUAAUGUACUACAAAUAGCAAGUAAAACCGGGUCUGCUCUUUCAGAUAUCGGAAAGAACGAAAUGGCUAGUUCUGUUCUUUCCAGCGCCGCCAAGUUUGAGGAGAUGCUCCGGGUUAUCAGCGAUCCAGAUGGCUCCCAUCGACAACCCAAAGCAUGCGCAACAAUUGUUUACUUCUCCAGUAGAAUGGAAGCGGCCUGGAAAGAGGGUAAUUAUACCGUGGCUGAAUUCAUGUCAAGAAAGAUACUGGAUGAACAACAGCUUACACAUCUUCCCGCACACGACCGGCUGUCUUUGGCAGCAAAGCUCCAUGCAAUCGGCAAAUCUAUGUUGAAGGAUGGCACGACUGCACCUCGUAAUAAUGCGUGUGAUGCGGUGGUGUGGCUUCAGAGGGCGUUCACUCUGUUAGAUCAGCUUGACGACACGACGACACCCGUAGUAUCCCAGCUAAAGAUACCGAUACUUCGAACUCUAGCCAGAGCAUAUUUCCUCUCAGAGUCAUAUGAUAGAGCGGAGACAACUUUGCAAGAACUCAUCCCCACAAUUGACUCCUCAACUGAUCAUGACGGUCACGAAUAUCAGGAACUUCGGUGGCUUAGAUUAGCUGUUCUCAAGCGGCGAAAGGCUACAGACGGAGUGAUCCUUGAUGCGUUCAAGUCCAUAAUCGAUCACAUGGUGUUCUCGGACAUCACUGUGACAGAUAUUCUGCAAGAUCUAAGGACUCUGGCACAACGACAUACCCUUGUUACGGCUGUCAACCAACAGCUUUUACGUCGUGCUUUUGAAUCAACUGCGGAAUUCGUACACCGAAUACUAUUGUCUCUAAUAAUUCAUUGCUCCAAAGACGAGGACCAGGAUAGGGCUAUUGAGACUAUUGAUGCAGCAUUCACAUCUGUGCUAGAGGCUGAGUUCCGCCUGGAUUGUGUCCCCGCGACAGCAUGUAUAUCGCUUCUAUGGCAGUACGGAGAUCGCCAUUAUAGUGCGAAACGGUGGCUUCCAGCCACCAAAUGGUUUCUUUCCGGAACCCAUCGCUUACUAAAGGAAGUCUGUCCGACGAGUUCUUCAAAAUGCUACCGAAAAGCUGCGCUGUGUCACAUAGAACAGAAAGAAUACGCGAAAGCGUCUGCGGUGAUCCGCUGUUGUCCCACCAAUGAGGCGGCCACUCACUAUGUAUUGUUUCUCAGCGCCGUUCAUCAAGGUUUGGAGGACGAAGCUAGUAAAGCCCUCCACGGCAUGGUGGAAGCACCGGACUUUGACCGGAAAAUGUUACUUUUGGCGACUCAAUUGUCGCACGAGCUGGAGAUGAAAUCUGUAUUGCUUAAUACACUGGAAGCACUCCUGAGGACUCUCAAGGCUUCUCAAAGCGGCGAAACAGCUGUUGAAGCGAUGGUUCUACUUCGUUGCAUCAUACGUCUCGCAUUAAAGCUACUCUUGGAGCCAACCGCCAAUAAGGGUAAACUUAUCGAUAAUGUGGUCAAUCAUUUCCAUACUGCUAGGAUAUUGGUGAAUUCCGCCUGCGAACAGAAGUCGAUGGCCUUGAUAAUCAAGGAUGUUUCGUGGUUAUGGAGAACGGCCUAUAACUGUGCCGUACAAGGUUGUUCAGAAUGGGAGGGACAUCAAGGACAGAUUUGUGAUUUAUUCGAUGUCGCCCGCGAUCUACUUGAGGCAUGGUGUCAGGGAGAUCCAGUGGACCUUGACUCAGAUCUUUACACACACCUUAUUUAUGCAUCCUUUUCUGGGGUUUCCGGUCGAGUUUUUGCGGCACGCGAACAGAUGUCAACAGAAGGUGUCAUGGAUGCCGGACGUAUGCGCGAGAUCUCCGCGGAAAUCAAUCGAUGUAUAACGAAGGUAUCGGAAAUUCUGGAGAGUGACCGAAUCACAGACGAAAGUGAUGCUCUGCGUACGCAGUAUAUUCUAUAUUCCCUUCGAAUUUUUGGGGUAGAAAUGCGUGUGCAAUUGAAGGAUUGGGAGGAAGUUCUCAAGAUCGUAGGAACCGUUGUGAAAUCAGGGCCUUUGGCAGUGGGGACAUAUGAAGCAAUUGCGGACAUUCUGUGGGUUGCAAACGAUUGCCCUGUUAACGUGCUGUACGCGGCUCUCGAAGCUAUACUUCAUGCAAGUUUAGAUAACAGCGCGCUUUCAGUGGAGAAGUUCUCCCGGUGGUUGCGAGCCUUAUGCACCAUCUUAUUAGCUCGGAAUGCACCCGCGGACAGAAUCAAAGCAAUCGGAUAUGUCGAACAAGCCGCCAGCGUGAUGGAAGAAUACAGCGAGGGUGACGAGGCUUACCCCAUGGAUGAACGUUUCUGGUUGUUGGCUACCGCGUAUAACACAGGUUUGGAGUGUUUAGAGGCCUCGCUGUUAGAUGAAGCGAAAAGAUGGUUCGAAACAUCCACCGUGAUAUGCAAGUUCGUCUCUGGUGGGGUAGAACGUGCUGAGAAGAUUUCUGAGACCUAUACGCGAUUGCUUGCUCGUUAUACGCAGGAGCUAGGACCAUCAAGCUAGAGCUGAACUGUUCAUCAAGAUUCUUUUUACAUCAUCCUUGGAUAUCUCCUGAACUUCAAUGAUCCUGCCUUGCUGUUUCCCGUCUUGGUCUCUCUGUUACGCCUGUUCUGAUUCUGCCCGGCCGCAUUCAGAAGACCCUUUUGGCUGUCAUGGCUUCCUGUAUUCUACCAAGUAAUAAUGUUCAGCUACCGUUUGUAAGAUCAUGUUCGUUGUAGC